Molecule: messenger RNA, 6199 nt
Organism: Dromaius novaehollandiae (emu)
Lineage: Eukaryota; Metazoa; Chordata; Aves; Casuariiformes; Dromaiidae
Gene: NT5E
Product: 5'-nucleotidase ecto
Exons: 9
Coding region: 1397-2788 (463 amino acids)
Biological process (GO): AMP catabolic process
Cellular component (GO): plasma membrane
Molecular function (GO): 5'-nucleotidase activity; metal ion binding; nucleotide binding
Source: RefSeq, a predicted model, not a curated record
UGUGUCCUGGGAGAGAGGACAGAUGGCACUCAUUGGCAGUGCCAUUUCCAGGGUUAGAGGUUUUUUUUUUUUUUAAAUCAGUUGCUCUCCAAACACCCUGAUUGUGUCCAGUUCCACUAGACCUGGGGUGAAGUAGGGGUCUGUAUGUGAGAGGACUGAAGGCUGGUGGUUUCGACUCUGGUGGGCUGUGACUAGCCCAGGGAACAAAAUAGUGUAUCUGCGAGGGAGCACUUUGAGGCCGUGCCAGUGCUGCACCUUUACUCUGUCUCUUCUGGUCUGUUAAGUGCUGAGAGGCAGAUAGAAGAAUUUGGGACUCAGAGUGCUUAGAUCUCUUUUGUCUCUGCUUUCCAAGGUAACAAGCAUAGGCUCAAGUAAUGUAAAAAGAAUUAUCGUUGCUUAUUUUGCUUGUAUACACCACUAGAAAGGAGGAGGGAGACUAAAGUUGUGUUUGAGACUGACUGCAUAUUUAUUCCUUCCCAGUCAACAGCUUGAGUGGAGGAAAACCUUGUUCUAAUCAUCUCACAUCCUCUGUCUGUUUGUUUUCCUCUAGAAAAGGCUGCAUUUUCUUUUUCCAACUAAAAGCGGCUUCAUCUGUUUUUCUCCCUCUGCCCCAAAACCGCUACAGAAGGGAAAGUGUCACAGCACAUUUCCCUAGGCUAAACACACUUUGUGCCUGAUAGUUUUGACAGAUACUGCUCUCUGUUUGCAAGGCCUAAUGAGCAUUUUCCUAAUCGUAACAGUAAUAAGGUUCUUCCUCGUGGUGAUGAUGGGGGAGGAACGUGUGCGUUCAGGGCUUGUCCGCACUAAGUGCUGGGAGGCACUUCUGGGUUCUACAGUGCAGGUGUAGCCCGAGGUGAUUUAUUUCCUACCUUCCUUCCCAAAGCUUGUCCUGGUUGUCAGUGCUCAUCCUUGCCUUUGCUGAUUUGACUGGUUCCUGAACAAGCCAGGAGAUUGUUACAGUUUCUGAUCAUAUUGCAAGAAGAAAUUCUUUUAAUCAAAAUUAGCAGUGCCAAACUAGUGUUUGGUUUUAGAGAUACGUUCUGUAGGAAACUGGCAUCCAAGUCUGGUUAGGAGAUCCCAUUAGGUUUUUAAUUAUAAUAUGAUUUUAAAAAAAAAUCCAGACCAUACUGGAUGUCCAGAAGUUCGUACUGGAUGCUAAUGCCUCAGGUGAAGAAGUCAGCCACUUGCUCUUUGUGGAUGUUCUGCAUGUUAUAAUUUGAUUACUGUCGUUGGAUAGAAGAAGGGAUGAGUGUAGACUGAGAAGCUAUAGAGACUUCAGAGCCUUUCUCUGCUGCCAGAGCCUGUGGACAGAGUUGCCAAGUGUUGGGCAGCUUUGCAGCUUCCUUUUGGAUACUUCUGUCCAUGGACCGUGGCGACCACACAGUGAGUGUGUUCCAUGGGAAGGGAGGCUUUGGGGAACCAUGAGUUUGAUGAAGGUGUGAGUGGAUUGUUGGAUCCUCUGCUUAAAAAUACUAAUUUCACAAUCCUGAGUGCAAACAUUAAGGGAAAAACCCCAUUAGCAAAUGAAAUGAUGAAAUAUGUUCAUCCUUUUAAAAUAGUACAUUUUGACUCAGAACCGAUAGGAAUUGUUGGCUAUACUACAAGGGAAACUUAUUUUCUUUCAAAGCCAGGGAAUGAUUUAAUCUUUGAAGAUGAAGUUGAAGCAUUGCAACUACAAGUGAAUAACCUCACUGCUAUGGGAGUUAACAAAAUAAUUGCACUAGGACACUCUGGCUUUACUGUGGACAAAAACAUUGCUCAAAAAGUGAAAGGAGUGGAUGUUGUAAUUGGAGGACAUACAAACACAUUUCUCUAUACAGGCACCCCACCCUCUACUGAACAGCCAGCUGGCCCGUAUCCAUUCAUGGUUCAGUCAGAUGAUGGGAGGAAGGUGCCGGUUGUACAAGCUUAUGCUUAUGGAAAAUAUCUUGGUUACUUAAAUGUUGUAUUUGACAAGAAAGGGAAUGUAAUUGAAGCAGUAGGAAACCCCAUUCUGCUGGACAGCAGUGUUCCUGAAGAUGAGUACAUUAAAGAAGAAGUGGAAAAAUGGAAGAAAAACCUGGGAAAUUAUUCUGAAGAGAUUGGAAAAACUAGUGUCUACCUGAAUGGUACAAGCGAAGCAUGCCGUUUCCGAGAAUGCAACAUGGGAAACUUGCUUUGUGAUGCUGUGCUUUAUGAGAAUGUCAAACAUCCUGGUGAAAAUAAAUGGAACCAUGUUUCCAUGUGCAUCCUGAAUGGAGGUGGGAUACGCUCACCCAUCGAUGAACAGAGCACUAAUGGUAGCAUUACUAUGGAAGAUUUGCUGUCUGUUUUGCCAUUUGGAGGUCGUUUUGAUCUGGUAAAGUUAAAAGGCUCCACUCUGAAAGAAGCUUUUGAGCAUAGUGUGCGCAGAUAUGGGAGAGGAACUGGAGAGUUGCUACAGGUUGGAGGCAUCCACAUCGUCUAUGAUCUCUCCAAAGCUCCAGGAAGCAGAGUCGUUAGCAUAGAAGUGCUCUGUACGACCUGUAGAGUCCCAGCCUAUGUACCACUCCAAAUGGAUGAAAUAUACAAUGUGACUCUUCCCUCCUAUUUGUUAUUUGGUGGAGAUGGCUAUCAUAUGCUGAAAGACAAGAAUCUGGGAUACAGUAAAGGUGAACCUGAUAUUGAGGUUGUUUCCCGUUAUCUUGACAGAAUGAAAAGAGUUUAUCCAGCACUUGAAGGUCGAAUAAAAUUUUCUGCUGGAAGUCUUAUCCAAGGAAGUCUUACCCUGAUUGCUGUAUUAUUCAGUGUAACAUUCUUGCACAUUUAAUUUUUGCUUGUGAUGUUUGUUUUCUUUUGGAGGAAGGCAGGAAGAGAGUGCUGAGGAAGAGAACUUCUCCUUUCUUACACAUUAUAACAAACAAGUGCUUCAGUUUCUGCAUAGCCCAAGCAAUUGUCCCUAAUCAGGUAAAGCUGUUGAAGCACACUGCAAAAUGAAGGGGCAGAAUUCAUGACUUUUCAUAGUUUGUUUGCACCUGCUGUUUGAGACUUGCAUAACCCAUAAUUCAGAAGAAGCAAAGUAUUAGUGAAUACUAAUUCUCCACCAAGAACUCCAUCACUGACCAAAGUGGCAUUGUCUUAAUUUGUCAAAUUCUUCUUGCAGCUUGGACAAUGAGUUCAUUACAAAUCUGAUUCCAGUAAUUUAAACAACAGAAGGAAUAGGUGUAUUAUUGGUGUGUAUCUCCCCUCUCUGAUCUCCACUCACUGUUUAAGCUUUCAAGCUGAUAAUUCUACUUUGCUUCAAGUCAUAUUUGUCUUACGUGCAGCAAUGCCUGCAAGAGAUAGAUUCAGUGUUGUUAAAAUUAUGAGAUUCAUUUAUGUGCAAUUAAAAAGUUUGUCCAUAUUAUUUUAAAAUGUAACAGCUCACUUAUGUUUUACAUUGACAAAGGAUGCAAUGAAAGCUUGAUUUGAUUUUGAUGAAUUCUGAUUUGGCACAAAUCAAGCAUGUAUAACUUCACCACUUAAUAGGACCAGUUUAGGGGCCAUGUCUUAUACAGUAUCAAAGAUGAUAUUUAUAUGAGACAGUUCUAAAAAUGAUUAUUGCAACAACUGCCAUGAGAUCUCUAGAUUAGUGCCAACACUAAAGAUGCUCUAUUUUACACCUUAUUCCAAAGACCAAAGCACAGAACCCCUCAAUAUUACCCAGUAUCAGCAACAUUCAGAGAGAAUGUCAGCUACACACCUUGAUUCCUCCAACACUGUGGCAUCCUUUGGAUGCUGCCUAGUAAUGGAGCUUUUUAUAGCAUAACCAGGCUUUAUCAUCAUUAUAACUUUUGAGUUAUAAUUUUGAGUUAGCCUGUUUCUCUACAGAAAGGCUAUGUUUUACAAUACACAGUUUUAAGCAGCAGGUUAAUGAGUAUAAAACCAGAGAUAGGAUGUACAUUAUCUGACACUUCAUCAAGAAGAGGUAGACCUAUAAAUGAGUGUAAGUAAUGAUAUUUUUGUAAGACCAUUCAAAUUCAGAAUCUUGAAAGUCAUAUACUGUUUAUUACUAUAUUAAAUUGAUUUGAAAUGUUUUGAAUAAACCUAUUUUGAUUUUCUGGAAAGCAAACUACACUCCUUCAGAGCCCAGCUACUCAGCUUUUGAAUUCACUGUACCUCAGAUAACAUGAAGGUGUAAAUUUUAAGAUAAACAUUUAAUAAGAAAGGGAAUAUUCAGUAUAUUUAAUUUCAAGACUUGAUUAGUUUCCAAGUAAAUUCAAGGGUUGUGCAUGAAGUGACUUGGACUACAUAGUUUUAUUAGCAAAGCUCUGUUGGAACAGGCACAUUUGUGCCUCAAAGUACUUGAAAGUGGGAGACAAGUAACAACUGUGCUUGACGCACUACUGAGUAUAACACAGCAUUGAUGAUUUUUCAAUACCCGCCCCUAACAGUCUUAAGUCACAGAAGAAUAUUCCCCCCAAACACCAUAAUACAGUAGCAGAGACUACAUUUAUGGACCAAGGUGUACUUGCACAUGUCUGUUUUAAAAAGCAGUUAUGAAGACUCCGGCAUACCCAGAGAGAAAUAACAUUUUUACCUUCCUUUGACAGAAAAGGUCAACAACAGCAAUAUAAAUAAAUAAAGCAAGUUGUGUUGACAAAAACACACUAAUACUGUGUCAGAAUAGUAUACUCUGGUCUGCCUGCAAAAGGAAAAAAAUCUCAGGGAAAGUCUGUUAAAAUAUCUCUGUAUUGUUUUGCAGGUAAAACUUGUUACAAAUCCACACACAAAAGUCCUUUUUAAAGUCUUUUUUAUAAAGUCUAGGGCCAACAAGUUAACAUUUACAGGGAAAAAAAGAAAUCUUCCACACAUUUUUAUUCUAAUCAAUUUUUAGAAAAUACUAAGAAGAGAUUCACAUCCUCUUCUCUAAGCCUCUAAAGAGGAUGUCUGGGGAAAAAAAGAACCCAAACCAUAAACCCGGAUAAGAAAUAGCAGAAAAAUAAAAGCUAAGGUAAAAGUCAAAAAAACACUUCACACCCAUUGUUCUUUUAAGAGUGCUUUAAAUUUCAAGGUCAGAUGCUAAAUAAACUAAACAAUUAUUACAUGCGUUAUAUUUUCCAUGCUCAUGGAAAGCAGGAAGGCCAAAGAUAAUUUCUGAGAUGAUUUCUAUGCAAUAGAUUCAAUCACAUUUCUUUGUUUAAAUAAAUGAUUAAGAUUUGUCAAGACAUUUAAAAACACCUUCAUGGGAGCAUUUUACAACUUAUACCAAACAAUUUUUCUAAAUAUCCUUUAAGGAAGACAACAGUUGCGCUUUUAACAAAGCAUAUGUAGGCUGGUCUCCCAGCAGUCUUAUUUCGUAUCACCCUGUACUUUCUCAUGUAGAGAUUUUUGGGAAACAAAUUUGACCUUUACUGAUAACAGCUAAAAAAAAUUUAAAUAAAAAGUACAAAUAUAUUAUUUAAUUGUAACUGGUAUUAAAUUUUAAUGUUUUUAUUGCAUAAAGAGGUUUUUAGAAUUUAAUUUAUGAUAUUUACAAGAAAAUAUACAAUACAAGGCUAAAAUGUCACAUAUACAUUCUGUUAGUGCACAGCAGAAGUUUCUACUAGGUGUUCAGCAAGGUCCCCACAUUCACAUCCAAGAUGACACAGAGCUAGCUUCCUUCGGACCCUGUCAAACGGUAGUUGAGAAAAAAUUGACUUACUAAGAAUGAAAAUGCAUGUUUACAUAGAAGCAACUGAGUUGGGCUGCAGUGAUUAAUAAUAUUUGAAAACAUUCACUAGAAACCAGAGAGAACAGAAAGGAAAGCUAGUGCUUUCAGGGUUUUAAUACUAUUUCUUAAAGUAGGUAUUUUCUUCUUUCUGUAGAAGUUUUCCCCUCCUUGUUCCUAAGUGCUAAAUAUGAUUUUCUGAACAAGCAAUUUUCUGCUCUGAAAGCACUGGCAUGGUAUUUUUCAAUGGUAUUUCUUUCCUUCCUCUGCUAGGAAUGCUUUUCCUGUCUCAGCUGUCCCUUUUCCUUUUAUCUUGUCUGAACAGACUUCCAAGAGAGUCACUGUAUAUUGUAUCACAAGCAAAAUUUACGCAGUAGUGUUUUCCAGCUCUUAUCCUUAGAACCUGUGUACUUAUCCAUGCUGCAGUUAAAUACAGCACAUCUGAAAUGAUCCGCUAUAUAUCCAUAAUGGUAAGUGUAGCCGGAUAUAACUUCAAGAUGUCAGAUUUAAUGAGUAACAGCUAAUAAGAACAAAUAAACGGCUACCACAUGA